Molecule: messenger RNA, 494 nt
Organism: Staurois parvus
Lineage: Eukaryota; Metazoa; Chordata; Amphibia; Anura; Ranidae
Source: the annotation of a GenBank genome assembly
CUGCCACCGAUCCCCUCAUGGAUUCUUCGAUUUGUAUUCUCCCUCCUCAUUGGCCAACCUCAUCGCAGGCUAUCCCCUCUUCAGUCUACCAUGAAUGCUGCUGCCAGACUCAUCCACCUUACUAUCCAUUCUGUAUCUGCCACCCCCCUCUGCCAAUCCCUCCACUGGCCUCCACUCAGUGUCCUCCACCCCUCUCUGCCAAUCCCUCCACUGGCCUCCACUCAGUGUCCUCCACCCCUCUCUGCCAAUCCCUCCACUGGCCUCCACUCAGUGUCCUCCACCCCUCUCUGCCAAUCCCUCCACUCAGUGUCCUCCACCCCUCUCUGCCAAUCCCUCCACUGGCCUCCACUCAGUGUCCUCCACCCCUCUCUGCCAAUCCCUCCACCCAGUGUCCUCCACCCCUCUCUGCCAAUCCCUCCACCGACCUCCACUCAGUGUCCUCCACCCCUCUCUGCCAAUCCCUCCACUGGCCUCCACCCCUCUCUGCCAAUCCC